This is a messenger RNA of Arabidopsis lyrata subsp. lyrata, 716 nucleotides long. Its product is annotated as small ubiquitin-related modifier 1. The transcript has 3 exons. Bases 162 to 464 code for a protein of 100 amino acids. NCBI's taxonomy places the organism in Eukaryota, Viridiplantae, Streptophyta, Magnoliopsida, Brassicales, Brassicaceae. Gene Ontology annotation, biological process: protein sumoylation. Gene Ontology annotation, cellular component: nucleus. Gene Ontology annotation, molecular function: ubiquitin-like protein ligase binding; protein tag activity. The record is from RefSeq and is a predicted model, not a curated record.
AGCCACGGCCAAUAAAUUAGAGAUUUUCAGAGUUUCUUCUCUUCAUCAGUCUUUUUAUUUUUUGUUUAUAUUCGUCUCUCAGCAUCAUUCUUUGAUUGUGUGAAUCUCUCAUCGUUAUCUCAAAUUUCGUAUUUUUAUCACCGGACGGAGAAUCUUUCACGAUGUCUGCAAACCAGGAAGAAGACAAGAAGCCAGGAGACGGAGGAGCUCACAUCAACCUGAAAGUCAAGGGACAGGAUGGAAACGAGGUGUUCUUUAGGAUCAAGAGAAGCACCCAGCUCAAGAAGCUAAUGAAUGCUUACUGUGACCGGCAAUCUGUGGACAUGAACUCCAUUGCUUUCUUGUUUGAUGGCCGUCGUCUGCGUGCUGAGCAAACUCCCGAUGAGCUUGACAUGGAGGACGGUGAUGAGAUCGAUGCGAUGCUCCAUCAGACUGGUGGCAGAGGUGGUGGUGCUAUGGCCUGACACUUCCUCCGGGUUUAGGGCUUGUGUGAUAUGAAUGGUUAAGGAGUAUUCGGCAUUAGGAAUUGCAGACUUGUUUUUAUUGUGACCAUUCUCUCUAGAAACUACAAGUUCGCCCUUUGGUUGAUUUUUUGUCUUGUUCGUUUGGUAUUGGAUCCUAUGAUACUACUACUUCGGCUUAAAGGUGUUAUUAACCCGAUUAUCUAAAGUUUGUUGGUAUGGUAACGAUGAAAAAGCUAUAAAUUAUUAAAAGUU